Messenger RNA from Andrographis paniculata, 1754 nucleotides. RefSeq names its product zinc finger CCCH domain-containing protein 1. Gene Ontology annotation, cellular component: U2-type spliceosomal complex. The transcript has 4 exons. The coding region runs from base 561 to 1565 and encodes 334 amino acids. Gene Ontology annotation, molecular function: metal ion binding. Gene Ontology annotation, biological process: snoRNA splicing. NCBI's taxonomy places the organism in Eukaryota, Viridiplantae, Streptophyta, Magnoliopsida, Lamiales, Acanthaceae. The record is from RefSeq and is a predicted model, not a curated record.
UUUCCUCUCCUCUCAUCUUAGCCUCUGUUCUUUCUUUUUUAUUUCUUCUCAUCCUCCUCCUCCCCCUCAUCUUUCUCUUCUUAUAUAUCAGUUUUUUUUAUUCUUUUUUUACCCAUUAAAUUUUCCGUUUGUUGCCACCACCGCCGCGUCGCCCGAGUUCUUCCGCCGCCGUCGCCGUCACCUCCUCUACAGCAGUUUUCUUUUUAUCUUUUUUUCAAAUUUUCGGGUCUCUAUCGGGUCGAAGAAAUUUCGGGCCUGAUUAUAUUCAGAUCGGAUCUGUGGUCUUUCCGACUUUGAACCGACCCAUUGUCAUCCCUACCCUACCUCGGCCUCUGUUCUACGUUUCUUCAUCUUACCUAUCGACCUUGUGUGUCGUCUUCUACCACCAACAGCUUCGCCUGCAUCAAAUCAGAAAUUGUAUUUAUCAUCUGAUGGAAUUCAAUUAAAUUAUUCAGUCGAAGAAGGAAGGCCUUUCGAAGGAUACUAAGAAAGCUACAUUCAUAAAAGUGAAGUGAGGGGAUGCUAUAAAAGAAAAGAGGAAGAAGACAUUUUCCCUAGUGAUGUCUGGCGAAGAAGCUGCAGGAGGUGGCCCAGCUGAAUCGGGCAGUGGCUCAACUGUGUGUAAUUUCUUCAAGAAGCCAUCAAAGGGGAAGAACAUUAGGAAACGAACCUCUAUAGAAGAGGGAGCAGGUGAAGAUGACGAUUCCAAAAGUGAGACUUCUGUGCUGCUGUCCAAUAAGAAGAAGCAAGCAGUCGUUGACAACAAGCUUCACUUCUCUAGUGGUCCCUUGAAAAGUUCGAAAGAGCCAGAGUUGGAACAACCUAAAGCAUCUGUUUUCAAAUAUGAAUCCUCCAAAGAAAUCCAGGUCCAUAACGACAGUAGAGCAACAGCAACAUUGGAAACAGAAACUGAGUUCUCUAAGGAUGCUCGGGCUAUUAGAGAGAGAGUUCUCAAGCAAGCUGAAGAGGCUCUGAAAGGGAAGAAUAAGAGCGGCGGGGAUGAAAAGUUAUAUAAAGGUUUACAUGGGUAUACUGAUUACAAGGCUGGGUUCCGAAGAGAGCAUACUGUCGCAAGUGAGAAAGCUGGUGGAUCUCAUGGACCUUUAAGGGCUUCUGCACACAUCAGAGUGUCGGCAAGGUUCGACUAUCAGCCGGACAUUUGCAAGGAUUAUAAGGAGACUGGCUACUGUGGAUAUGGAGAUUCGUGCAAGUUUAUGCAUGAUCGAGGUGAUUACAAAUCGGGAUGGCAGAUGGAGAAAGAGUGGGAUGAAAAAGAGAAGGCUAGGGCUAAAAAGUUGGCUAUGGGUAUGAAGGAUGAAGAUGAUGACGAGAGGCAAGAAAGUGAUGAUGAUGAUGAAGAUGCACUACCAUUUGCGUGUUUUAUUUGCAGAGAGCCUUUUGUUGAUGCUGUUGUGACGAGGUGCAAGCACUAUUUCUGUGAGCAUUGUGCACUUAAGCAUCAUGCAAGAAAUAAGAAGUGCUUUGUGUGCAACCAGCCAACGAAUGGCAUAUUCAAUACAGCCUUUGAGAUUCGGAAGAGAAUGGCUGCAGAGAAAAAACAAUGAAUCAUGUGCAUCAUGAAAGUAAUGGUCAAAUUCUGUUUGUUUUACUCUCUCUGGUGUAAGCUCUUUGUUAGUACUAGUGCUCUCUUAAUUUGCUUGUAGACUCAUGUAAAAGAAGAACCUUCGCAAUUUAUUGCUGAUACUAAUAUCCUGGUUGAGAAUGCAAAUGCUCUUUCGCAUUGCCCAUUUUUA